UUGAAUAACCUGAGAACCCUAACGAUGUCAGUCUUCUCUCCUGCUCAAGUGUGUCAAGUGUUUUUGAAUUAUAGGGGAGAGGAAUUGCGUUACAGCUUCGUGAGCCACCUGAUUGAUGCAUUUGAAAGGAAUGAGGUAAACGUCUUCGUAGACACAUACGAGCAGAGAGGCAAAGACCUCAAAAAUCUCUUUGUAAGGAUCGAAGAAUCGAGGAUCGCUUUGGCCAUCUUCUCUACCAGGUAUGCGGAGUCGCCGUGGUGCAUGGAUGAGUUGGUGAAGAUGAAGAAACUUGCGGAUCAAGGAAAGCUCUUAGUCAUUCCAAUCUUUUACAAUGUGGAGCCAGAAGACAUAAGAAAACAGACAGGUGAGUUUGGUGACAACUUCUGGACUCUCGCGAAAGUUUCUACUGGAGAUCAGAUCAAGAAAUGGAAAGAAGCUCUCGAAUGUAUCUCUGACAAGAUGGGUUUGUCAUUGAGAGACAAGAGCUCUGAAGCCGAUUUUAUUAAGAAAAUGGUUAAGGAGGUUCAGAAAGUUACAAAAGCAAUUGGACUUAAGGAAGAAGAAAAUCAUCUUAGAAAAUAUGAAGAGAAAAUGAAAGGUCGGGAAUUGCAAUUGCCCAUACGAUCUCGAAUUUAAGAGGAGCAAAACCAAAAAGUAAUGACAUCAAUGUUCGUAAUCUUUCUGUAUAUAUAUACUUUGUUUCCUAAAUAUGGUUGUAUAUAGUUUUUGAUUGGCUCGAUUGUUUAAAGUUAUAACUGCAAGUUUUUGGUUGUAGAUUUGUUGUAUAGCUCUUUAGUUUUGGACAUUUGGUUGUGAUUUUUUUUUAAACGAAAGAAAAAUUGGUAACACUAUUACUUGUAUAUUGUAGAUUAAUAUGUCUACUGUUAGUGUUAAGAAAAUAUUAACAUUUAG
Molecule: messenger RNA, 912 nt
Organism: Arabidopsis arenosa
Lineage: Eukaryota; Viridiplantae; Streptophyta; Magnoliopsida; Brassicales; Brassicaceae
Source: the annotation of a GenBank genome assembly